This is a messenger RNA of Penaeus monodon (black tiger shrimp), 801 nucleotides long. RefSeq names its product small cysteine and glycine repeat-containing protein 2-like. The transcript has 4 exons. The coding region runs from base 58 to 612 and encodes 184 amino acids. The record is from RefSeq and is a predicted model, not a curated record. Gene Ontology annotation, molecular function: peptidase inhibitor activity. Gene Ontology annotation, cellular component: extracellular region. Lineage: Eukaryota; Metazoa; Arthropoda; Malacostraca; Decapoda; Penaeidae.
GGUUCCUGUGGCAGGUAGGAGGAAGGAGGGGCGUGUCCUCUCCUGGAAAGGUAUAAAAUGAAAAGGACGGCGGGAAGGGAAACAGAAGCCGCCCGACGAAUUCCCAGCAGGAAUUCUUACGAUUUUUUCGGACAGAAGCGCUUGUUGAAAAUGCAUAAGGGCCUGUUACUCUGCGCCCUCGUGAGCCUGGCGGCGGGACAGACUAGGAUCGCCAACAACCGAGGGUAUGGGUACACAGGAGGAUCCUCAGGCAGUUUCGGCGGUGGCCUUGUGUCCGGCGGCUUCGGGAGCGGAGGCUUCGGAAAUGCAGGUUUCAGUUCUGGAGGCUUCGGAGGCCUUUCGGGAGGGUACGGAGGCGGAGGCAGCGGUUCCUGCACGUACUGGUGCCGGACGCCGCUCAAUCAGUACUACUGCUGCGGAAACAGCGGCCAGAGCAGUAAUAUAGUUGCAGUUCACCGCGGGAGAUGCCCUCAAGUACGGCCAUACUGCCCGGGUACUCGUGACGGGCCGCCGAGACCCUGCAGUAAUGAUGGCAACUGCAGCUGGCUGGACAAAUGCUGCUACGACACCUGUUUGGGCCAACACGUGUGUAAACCAGCGCAGAAUUAUUAGGGGUUGGCAUAAAUAAGGAUUAUUAAGAAAGGGAAUUCGUAGCAGAAGAGGCAAAACAAAUGGACACAUUGGGCUAGGUAUACACAUUAUUAUUGCUUUCAAGAAAAAAGUCUAAUUAUUGAUGAAAACUCAUAGAAAUUGCACAUGCUACUUCGAUAUAGAUAGACUACAUUAUUCUUUGCAAGUGAA